CACAUGUAAACAUAUCACACAAGGAUAUUUAUUCUAUAUUAGUACAACAAGUGAACUGAGAAUUGUGCUUGUACUUUAAAAAUGAAAACAGGCAUCCUUGAGUCUUUGAUGGUCUGGUAUUUCUGUUCUGCUGUUGGGGGAAAACAAACGUUAUUAACGGACUUCAGUUAUAAGAGACCUUCACACGCCGUAGGAGGACCAAAUACUUUUUCAGCUAAAAAGCUUCUAAAACAGUCGCAGCUAAAAACCAAAGGAGCUGCAAGCGUUCAUGACUUAAAAAUACCGAAGGUGUUACAAUCUGGACAAAAAUCAGUUGAUAAACCUGACCUAGUGAAGUCGGUAAGAAAACAAGACUUAGACAAUCCAAAAACAAUAGAAAACUUGGCAAAACCUGAUUCUAUCAGGUUUAACACACCACAAAGCGGAGAGAAUAAAAACAUGCAACUUAUUAAUUCCGAAGUCAUAGCGUCACAAAUAGAUCAAGUUUCUUCGAACAAGGUUCCUCAGAAAGACAUUCAACUGAAAACUGGUGCUUCAGACCUCGAAUUUUUCACAUCUGCAAAAGAGGCACAUGAUAAACAUCUUCGUAUAGUUGAUCAUUCUUCCACACCUAUUCCACAACUCGUAACAUCUCAAAAAGAUAUUGAUUUAACAAUCCCAGACACAGUUAUUACUCCAGGGUUGGAACAUCUUAGAACAGGACCAACACCAAUUUAUGAAAUUCCAUUCUGUUCAUGGAUAGAUCCAAAUAAAUGCCCAGAUGUUAGUACAGUACAGCCGGAAUGCCUCGAAUAUCCAAAGGUCGACUCCCUUUAUGGGGAAUGUAAAUCAUGCCCACUUAUUAUCAGUUGGUGCUUCGAACCCAACGACAUGGCUGGGAGCGGAAAACUGCAUGAUAAUUCUCCAUUAGAUGUUGUGUUAAAUGCCGGAAAUAUGAAAGCGCCAAAAUUUGCGUUGGCUAUCAAUCGACCAGUUAUUUUAUAAGAUAGUAUUUUAUGCACCAUUACAUUAACACAGCUGUUGACUUUUUCUUGACAAAUCGCACAUCUGUAUAUUCAAUAAUUGUUCUCAUCAUCUACUGUUCAAAAUAAGUGGUGCAAAAUUUCAUAUUUUAUUAUUCAUUUUUUUUUUGGUAGUUUGGAUUAUUCUUCCUUCCCUGUAAAGAGCUACUAUUUGCACAAAGGAUUAGAAUCGUUUGAAGCUAAUUGUUUAAUGUUUGAUGAUACUUUUAAAAAGGAAAUUCCCAAAGUUGCUUUAGAAAGUUAAAUACGGAAUAGAUGGUUAAAAAAUCAAAUUGUUAUUGUUUAUUGCAUAAUAAAUUAAUAUUGAAUUUUUAUGAAGGCGUUACAUCAAACUUCCUAUAUGCAUUUGACUGAGAAACCAAUGGUUGUAUAUUCUGAUUGUCAUAUAUUGUCUGGGGUUUUUUUUAUUACAGGCAUAUGUUCUCUCUUAUUAACAAUUAUGAAAAGAGUGUUUAGUUAAAGAUGCUUGAAAAAUAGUUUAUAUACAUAUUUCAUAACAGCGUUUUACUGUUGAAUUUGAUCUGUUAGAUAAAUUCCUAAACCGCUUGAAGACAACUUAUAAUACAUACAUUAUGAAUCUUCAGAUCAAUUGAUCAUAUAAAUACAUCAGCACGUGUGCCCAGGAGUUUUAUAUUCUGGUUUCUUUCUGUGUCAAAUUGUAACUAAACCUCGCCAUCUAAUAAAUAUGUUUUGAAAUACUCAAUAAAUUCUUUUUCACCAGGAAAAUAAUAUAGGUACAUGUAAGAAAUGCAAAUCUUCAUAAAUAUCAUAUUUCAAAAUAAUCAGUGGACGAUCAAAACAGUUACUCUUUUAUAUAUUAACUUUUCAAACUAACUUUUUAACCAAUUAAUACUGGUAUUUCCUAUAUUUGCUAUUGUCCAAAAAAAUGAGACUUUUCAUACAUGUAUAUUGAAUUGCAUGACCUUUCCAUUUCUGAAAAAUGAAGUGGAACACAGUAAAAGGUUGUAACCAUUUACAUUUCUACCAAUUGAAAAACUUGAUUUAUUUCUCUAACAAAUGCGCAAGAAGUCAUAUUUAUCACCCUGUAUAAUAUAUAUUAUUCUAAGAUGAAAGAAAAAAAUGUGGAUCAUUAUCUGUUCAACUAAUGUAUUUUUUAAAGUUUUAUGAUCAUACAAGCAAUUAAAAAUUGGUUCAUUAACAUUAGAAUUAGACUAUGAUUUAAAUCGCCUCGUGCAAAUAUCUGUAUAAUUCAUAUUGACAUAUUUAAUAAAUAAAGGGAAUUUUC
Molecule: messenger RNA, 2268 nt
Organism: Magallana angulata
Lineage: Eukaryota; Metazoa; Mollusca; Bivalvia; Ostreida; Ostreidae
Exons: 2
Coding region: 82-984 (300 amino acids)
Source: RefSeq, a predicted model, not a curated record